GCAUGCCGCAUAACACGGCAAAAUGGUCCCUGGUUUCACUUAAUUAUAAAAUAAAAGACUUUUACCCGAGACAGGAGUGCCCACAUUAAGUUGCAAAGUGAAAUUUGUGACGUAUUCUUGAGUUAUAUAACUUCCUACAGCGCCAGUCAAGAAACGGCACGAUAGUUUGUACAGUUGCAGUUAGAAUGAAGAAUUGGCUGCUUUUCGUUGUUUCUUUCUGUUUGGUUGUGAUAUGCAAAGGCCAUGUUACCUGGCAUCAACUUGGUACGAACGAGUAUUAUAUAUACACUGGUGUUAGGGUUAACUACCAAGCUGCAGUUAGUGCGUGUCAUUCAAUGGGCGCUACACUUGCUCGCAUUAAAACUGAACAAGUUCAAGAUUUUCUGAUGGGGAAGUUAAAAUUGUUGAAUCCAGAAGUCACAUGGGCAGUUUUCUACAUUGGGUUGAAACGAUUCAAUUCAAGUUCAACAGGAUUCCAGUGGAAUGAUGGGACGAUGGUGACGUCAGGUUAUACGAAAUGGGCUCCUAAUGAACCAAGUAACAGAAAUGAAAAUGAAAGUUGCGUCGAGCUUGUUUAUAAGAUCGGUGAUUCAUACCACGGCAAAUGGAACGAUCUAACUCAGGGGUUCCCAAACCGCGGCCCGCGGGCCAUCUGCGGCCCGCGGGAGCAAAAUAAAUGGCCCGCAGAGGACUUUAAAAAAUUACCGAUUUACAUACGUAGAUACGUUCACAAAUGCACGUAUUACUUUAAAAAAUCUUCUAAAAUCGUUUUAUUAAUUUAUCUGAUAAUCUACAUUGCCUUUGUUACGUCACAAGAAUAGUUAUGACCGUCACAGCAUCAACCAA
This is a messenger RNA of Ciona intestinalis (vase tunicate), 846 nucleotides long. The record is from RefSeq and is a predicted model, not a curated record. NCBI's taxonomy places the organism in Eukaryota, Metazoa, Chordata, Ascidiacea, Phlebobranchia, Cionidae.